AUGUUUCUUUUUCCCCUUCACAUUCCUUAUCUUUUCACUACGUCAAUUUGUCUCCACAAAACGUCCGUGGACGUCUCAGAAACGUCCGUGGACGUCUCAGAAACGUCCGUGGACGUCUCAGAAACGUCCGUGGACGUCUCAGAAACGUCCGUGGACGUCUCAGAAACGUCCGUUGACGUCUCAGAAACGUCCGUGGACGUCUCAGAAACGUCCGUUGACGUCUCAGAAACGUCCGUGGACGUCUCAGAAACGUCCGUGGACGUCUCAGAAUCGUCCGUGGACGUCUCAGAAACGUCCGUGGACGUCUCAGAAACGUCCGUUGACGUCUCAGAAACGUCCGUUGACGUCUCAGAAACGUCCGUGGACGUCUCAGAAUCGUCCGUGGACGUCUCAGAAUCGUCCGUGGACGUCUCAGAAACGUCCGUGGACGUCUCAGAAACGUCCGUUGACGUCUCAGAAACGUCCGUGGACGUCUCAGAAUCGUCCGUGGACGUCUCAGAAUCGUCCGUGGACGUCUCAGAAACGUCCGUGGACGUCUCAGAAACGUCCGUGGACGUCUCAGAAUCGUCCGUGGACGUCUCAGAAACGUCCGUGGACGUCUCAGAAUCGUCCGUGGACGUCUCAGAAACGUCCGUGGACGUCUCAGAAACGUCCGUGGACGUCUCAGAAUCGUCCGUGGACGUCUCAGAAACGUCCGUGGACGUCUCAGAAACGUCCGUUGACGUCUCAGAAACGUCCGUGGACGUCUCAGAAACGUCCGUGGACGUCUCAGAAUCGUCCGUGGACGUCUCAGAAUCGUCCGUGGACGUCUCAGAAUCGUCCGUGGACGUCUCAGAAACGUCCGUGGACGUCUCAGAAACGUCCGUUGACGUCUCAGAAACGUCCGUGGACGUCUCAGAAACGUCCGUGGACGUCUCAGAAACGUCCGUGGACGUCUCAGAAUCGUCCGUGGACGUCUCAGAAUCGUCCGUGGACGUCUCAGAAUCGUCCGUGGACGUCUCAGAAACGUCCGUGGACGUCUCAGAAACGUCCGUUGACGUCUCAGAAACGUCCGUGGACGUCUCAGAAUCGUCCGUGGACGUCUCAGAAUCGUCCGUGGACGUCUCAGAAUCGUCCGUGGACGUCUCAGAAUCGUCCGUGGACGUCUCAGAAACGUCCGUGGACGUCUCAGAAACGUCCGUGGACGUCUCAGAAACGUCCGUUGACGUCUCAGAAACGUCCGUGGACGUCUCAGAAACGUCCGUGGACGUCUCAGAAACGUCCGUGGACGUCUCAGAAACGUCCGUGGACGUCUCGACUUCGACGUCUCUCUACUUCGAGACUUCGACGUCUCUCUACUUCGAGACUUCGACGUCUCUCUACUUCGAGACUUCGACGUCUCUCUACUUCGAGAUUUCGACGUCUCUCUACUUCGAGACUUCGACGUCUCUCUACUUCGAGACUUCGACGUCUCUCUACUUCGAGACUUCGACGUCUCUCUACUUCGAGACUUCGACGUCUCUCUACUUCGAGACUUCGACGUCUCUCUACUUCGAGACUUCGACGUCUCUCUACUUCGAGACUUCGACGUCUCUCUACUUCGAGACUUCGACGUCUCUCUACUUCGAGACUUCGACGUCUCUCUACUUCGAGACUUCGACGUCUCUCUACUUCGAGAUUUCUACGUCUCUCUACUUCGAGACUUCGACGUCUCUCUACUUCGAGACUUCGACGUCUCUCUACUUCGAGACUUCGACGUCUCUCUACUUCGAGAUUUCGACGUCUCUCUACUUCGAGACUUCGACGUCUCUCUACUUCGAGACUUCGAGAGACGUCUUCAGAGAGCGAAGAGAGAACACACACGUGAAUACAGGAUGA
Procambarus clarkii (red swamp crayfish) is the source of this 1857-nucleotide messenger RNA. Lineage: Eukaryota; Metazoa; Arthropoda; Malacostraca; Decapoda; Cambaridae. The record is from RefSeq and is a predicted model, not a curated record.